GGAUUUCUCCCAGUGACCAGCGUCCUACUGAACAGAAUGACUGGUGUCUGGAGGGACUGCUUGUAAAUCUCAAGCACAUUUUCCCACACUGAUGCCUGCAAAUCGAUGUCUUUGGGAACUUCUGCAGAUGUCUGUGUAUGAUCCAUCUUCCUGCCCUGCUGGGGAAAAUUGAAAUAUUUCUUUAGGAAGUUUCCUUGGACCAAGUCAUACGGUACAUACACAUUCUUUUAGACGACAGAAACAUCAGCUGCUGGACACAAGAGUGUUACCAUGUGCUGCAGUCCAGCUGUGCACGUCUGUCUACUGACAGCAUUUUUCAAGAUGUCAGAACCUUUUAACGUGGAUGUAAAGAACAGUCUGUCCUUCAGUGGGUCGGUGGACGACAUGUUUGGUUAUACUGUUCAGCAAUUUGAAAAUGAAGAAGGGAAAUGGGUACUCAUUGGAUCACCACUAGAAGGUCAACCAACAAGAAGAACAGGAGAUGUAUAUAAGUGUGCAGUCAAUGGGAAGUCAAAGUGCACAAAGGUUAACUUACCAAAAUCUACAACCAUUGCAAAUGUAACUGAAGUGAAGGAAAACAUGACUAUGGGAAGCACUUUGGUCACCAAUCCUAAGGGUGGUUUUAUGGCUUGUGGCCCUCUCUAUGCAUACAGGUGCGGGAGCUUGCUCUACACAACUGGAAUUUGUUCAAAUGUCAGUUCCACAUUUCAAGUUCUAAACUCAAUUGCUCCAGGAGUGCAAGAAUGUAUCACUCAACUGGACCUGGUGAUUGUCCUUGAUGGAUCAAACAGUGUAUAUCCUUGGGUCAGCGUGACAGAAUUUUUACAGAAACUAUUUCAAAAAAUGACAAUACACCCGACUCAAACACAGGUUUCCAUAGUUCAAUAUGGUGAAAAUGUUACUCAUGAAUUCAACCUGAAUACACAUGCCUCUACGGAAAGUGUGCUACAAGCAGCAAGAAAGAUAAAACAAAGAGGGGGCUCGCUGACAUUGACAGCUCUUGGCAUUGACACUGCAAGAAAAGAAGCAUUUAGUGAAGAAAGAGGUGCCCGGAGAGGGGUAAAGAAAGUCAUGGUGGUUGUAACAGAUGGAGAAUCUCAUGACGGUUAUCGCUUGAAAAAAGUGACCAAUGAAUGUGAACGUGAUGGGAUUGAAACAUAUGCCAUCGCUAUUCUAGGAAGCUACAACAGAGGUAAUAUAAGCACAGAAAAGCUGGUCAAUGAGAUACUUUCUAUUGCAAGCGAGCCAAAAGAAAAACACUUCUUUAAUGUAUCAGAAGAAUUGGCGCUAUCAACCAUCGUGGAAUCAUUGGGAGAAAGGAUAUUCGCUCUAGAAGCUACAACUGAACAGCAAGCAGUGUCCUUUGAAAUGGAGAUGUCCCAAACCGGAUUCAGUGCGCAUUAUUCCAAGGACUGGGUGAUGCUUGGUGCAGUUGGAGCCUAUGACUGGAAUGGAACAGUUGUUAUGAUGAACUCAGAUACUAUAGUCACACCAGGAAAUAAUUCAUUUGACACAAUGGCACAAGAAAGGAAUGAGCCAUUGGCUGCCUACCUUGGAUAUUCCGUAAGUUCUGCCUCUACACAUAGAGAACAAAUCUAUAUUGCAGGACAGCCGCGCCACAACCAUACUGGCCAAGUUAUCAUCUACCAAAUGAAUGGACACAAAAUUAAUAUAAUUCAGACUUUAAAAGGAGAACAGAUUGGGUCUUACUUUGGUAGCGUACUCACCACAGUGGAUAUUGAUGGGGAUUCAGUCACUGAUAUCUUGCUGGUUGGUGCACCAAUGUAUAUGGGAAGUGAAAAGCAAGAACAAGGAAAAGUCUAUGUCUAUAGGAUUGAUAAGAAAACAUUGAAACUUGAAAUGACUUUGGAACCUCUAAACCAAACCUGUAAGAACGAGGCUAUGAAUGAGCCAUGUGGAGCUCGCUUUGGGACAGCAAUAGCUUCAGUGAAGGAUCUCAACCUGGAUGGAUUCAAUGAUGUGGCUAUUGGAGCUCCACUAGAAGGAGACCACAGGGGGGCUGUAUAUGUUUAUCAUGGAAGUGGAAAAUCUAUAAAAAAAGACUAUGCUCAGCACAUUCCAUCAGGAGGGGAUGGGAAAAAAAUAAAGUUCUUUGGUCAGUCCAUACAUGGGGAAAUGGACUUAAAUGGAGAUGGUCUAACAGAUGUAACUAUCGGAGGAGCUGGAGGUGCCGCUCUUUUCUGGUCUCGGGAUGUUGCAGAGGUAGAAGUAAGGCCGAUAUUUAAUCCAAAUGUCAUCCAUAUGGAACAUAAAAACUGCAAAAUAAACAACAAAGAAACUGUCUGCAUUACUGCAAAAUAUUGUUUUGAUAUCAUCAUUAAAUCUGAGACAAAUAAACAGGAGACAUUUGACCUGGAAUACAAGAUCACACUGGAUUCACAUAGAUUUCUAUCUCGAAGUCUUUUCACUGACACAAACGGAAAGACUGUACAGGGCAUUAUCAAGCAAAGUGGAGACUGUGUGACCCAUGACUUCUAUAUGGUGGAGAAGCCGGAUUUUCUAAACUCUGUCAACGUUUCAGUUGAGUUUAAUUUUAAGGAUCCAGAAGAUGGUCCUGUUCUAAGCCAAGAACGUCCAAAUGUUGUAAAUGCCUACAUUCCUUUUACUAUGGAUUGUGGAGCUAAGAAGAGAUGUAUUGCCGACCUUGCUUUGGAAGCCCGGUUAUCCAUAGGGGACAAAAGUUUUAACCAGACAGUAGUAAAAUAUAACAAGGACAAGUUCAAUGUGACGGUGACAUUAAAGAACAACUGGGACAGUGCAUACAAUCCUACUGUAACAAUGAAAUAUUCCCCAAAUAUUAUCCUAGCUGGAAUAGAGGAUAAGCCAAAAGUGAGCUGCGAGUCAGAUUAUGCAUGUAAAGUUGGAUAUCCAUUCCUAAAAAGGGAGGAAUCGAUCACUUACACGGUAACUUUCCAGUUCAACAUCUCGCACCUUUUGGAUACAGCAUCAAUAUUUAUUAAUGCAGUAAGUGACAGUGAAGAAAAGAACUUCAAUGAUAACAGAAAGAACAUUACAUUUCCUGUUAAAUACGAGUCUUGGCUGACAUUUACUGGCUCUAAGAAAGAGUUCCAUAUUAGUAUCCCAGCCAAUGAUUCAGUCCCGGCUGUUAUCGAUUCAGCAGAUGCAAUUGGACCAGAAAUUAAUCUGAAUUAUAUGAUUCGGAACAAUGAUUACAUCCCAAUGCCCAGGGUGAAAUUCCGUCUGUCAUUCCGGUUUCAGACUCCAGAUGGCAAUGUUCUCCUGUACAUGACCAAUGUGUCAUAUUCUGAUAAUGUGAACUGUGACACUGAUGAACUCCUGGAUGUUUUCCUAAUAAAUUCAGGCAGACUUUAUCAUUUGGAAAAAUUUACAGAAAGUAUAAAAGACACUAUAUUGGACUGCAAGAGAAACAGCUGCCCAGCAUUCUACUGUACUGUGGAGCCAGCGGACAAUACUCAUAUCAAUAUCUCUAUGCGAGUAUGGAAAGCAACAUUUAUUAAGGCCAGUAUCCACAGCCUGAACCUUGUGUUAAGUGCGGUACUGAAAAGCGACAAUUCUACCAUGUUGUUAAACCCUGAGAGUGAAAAUUUUGAGACAAUGAUUAAACUGUCUAAAGAGCUGGAGCAUGGCAGGGUGCCCAUCUGGGUUAUUCCACUGAGUAUUAUCAUUGGACUUCUCAUACUAACCCUCAUCAUAUUCGCAAUGUGGAAACUCGGCUUCUUCAAAAGGCCCCUGAAGGAGAAGAUGGAAGAAUGAGGAGCCAUAUUUCUUAACACACAUUCUGAUAAUACUUGAACAUUGUCUCAGGAUUACUAAUAGUGAAAUAUUGAACAAUGAAGCUACAAAAUAGUAAUUUAGUAUUUUUUUUUUUUUUUUUUGUGAAUGUUUUUUAGAAUACAGGUUACACAUUUAACCAGGGUUUGAAUUCUUUAUAGGCACUGUAUGCCUUGAACUAGAGGUGGCCCUAGGAGAAGAAGGAGAUUGGAUUUACAUAUGAAUGACUACUUUAAAACCAUAUGUAAAUGAUGUGUACAUAUAUGUAAAAUAGGCACGUUUAGUAUCAUUCUAUUUGAAUCUACAUUUAACUUUUUAAAGCACCCUAGCACCCCCCACACCCCCAGUCCGCCAACAAACACCCACAAAGACAUAAAGAAAUUUCCCCUCUGGGAUUAUUAUUGCCAUAACUCUGCUCCUUUUAGGUCCAGUGCCUGGGGCAAGAUGUUGGGUAGGUAUGUUUAUGUGGUGACCCAUGGUGUAUGGUGGGACCACGGGGUGUAGCAGUGUAGGUGGAUUGGGCAAGAUGGUAUUAACCCCAGGGGCAAGGUGUUAUUAACUUCUAAUGUUCGUGACGCCAGAGUGGUUUUUGGGUCUCCGCUAUUCCAAUGGCUAGGCAGUGAAAGGAGAGUCCACAACCAAGUUAUGGUUUAACAGAGGCUUUACUGAGUUAAGACAGGUGUUUUUAUCUUCACAGCUAGGCCAGAUUCCAAGAGAGGUGGACAGGAACACAGAAGGACCUCACAGCUUGCUGGGACCAAUUAAACUUGUAAUAGACUAUAAAAUCUUGACUUUAGGCUGGACUUGACUAUAGGUAGUAGUGACAGCAGACAUAGAUUUUUGACUUACUGGAAUGACUGUAGAUUUGAGGCCUUCCAGCUGCUGGUCACUAGCACUGGGAUCUCUGGUGUUUGCUGUUCCUCAGCAGGGAGCAUAAGACAGAGAAUUGUAAUGGCCGCCCCUUUAUAUAGAGGGAGGCUGAGCCAAAGCCCAUUGGUCAAGCUGUGGGUCAUAGGUUAAGCUGGGGCCCUCUGGGUAACAUAUGACAACAUAGACAUAACAUGUGACAUUUCACAGGUCAUUUAGACAACUGCUGGAGUCCUCCAAAGGUCCUUUAUACUGACUAUGCAUUAGGACACUGACUAUCCAUAAAAUAAAAUAGAUAACAAUACAGUAACAGCAGAGGAGACACUGCAGGAGAGCCCCCAGGUCACUGAGGGACUCAACCUGACUGGGCCUAAGGGUAGUGCAGAACCAUGUUCAGUACUGGGACAUCACAUUUACAGUGCAGUAAAGGUGUAAUGAGAAACCAGGGGUUAGACCAGUG
This is a messenger RNA of Hyla sarda, 5101 nucleotides long. It is a transcript of the gene ITGA1, whose product is annotated as integrin subunit alpha 1. Lineage: Eukaryota; Metazoa; Chordata; Amphibia; Anura; Hylidae. Gene Ontology annotation, biological process: cell adhesion mediated by integrin; cell-cell adhesion; integrin-mediated signaling pathway. Gene Ontology annotation, molecular function: integrin binding. Gene Ontology annotation, cellular component: integrin complex; external side of plasma membrane. The coding region runs from base 271 to 3756 and encodes 1161 amino acids. The transcript has 30 exons. The record is from RefSeq and is a predicted model, not a curated record.